CAACAACUCACCAGUGUAGGCAAAUAUCGCCUCACUCUCUCAUUUACACCUUCAACAAACCCCCCAAACCGCCAAAAUUCUAGACAUAGGAGCCACCUGCGACCAACUCCUAACAGCAAUGGAGGAUAAAUCCCCUUCCCUCUGUAGGCUAUGCCAUGUAAACUUCGACAGCCCAAAUGAGUGGCGACAACACGCUAAGAGCGAGUGGCAUGUCUACAAUCUCCGUAUGAAAGUAGCAGAACCUGGAGUUGUGAUAUCACCACCAUCAGAGUCACAGAGUACAAAGAAAACAUCAUCACCAAAAGCAAAGAAAGCUGUGCAAGUGGAGGAUACUGCAGAAUUAAACGAUGAAUCUGACGUUGACAUUGACGCUGAUAUCGACAGCGAUGUCAAUGUUGAUGGCGGCACAGAGCUUUCCGCAAAGCCGGAAUUUAAUCCUAAACAAUGCCUCUUUUGCGACGAGGAGAAUGAAAACUUUGGCCAAAGUCUCGACCACAUGUCCAAGGCACACAGCUUCACCAUCCCCCAGCCAGCCUAUCUAAUAGUCGAGCCGGAGACGCUUGUCGGAUACUUGCACCUCGUCAUCCACGGAUACGGCGAGUGCAUUCUAUGCGCCGCACGCCGCGACACUGUCGAAGGAAUUCAGCAUCAUAUGAAGGCCAAAGGACACUGCCGGUUCAACGUCGCAUCGGAUCUCGCGGAAUUCUAUGACGUUCCUUCACUGGAAUACCAAGCCGGCGAGGAAUCCUUGCGGCUACCAUCGGGCAGACUUCUCAGCCACCGUACAGGCCCAACCAGACCAGCCCUUGCGAGAAUCGCUCGCCAAUCAGCAGAGCGAAAUUUGGAAGGUAGAACGACUUCGGCUUUGGCGACACGACCAAAUGAAUCGGAGCUUGUUCCGACACAGAACAAUGAUAAUUCUCCUCCAGCAGCACCAUCCACGCAGAUAUCACAACUUAGCCGGGGCGACCAGCAGAGUCUUGCACAUCUACCCGAUCACGAAGUGCGAUCAAUUCUCGCAACCACUGCGAGGGCCAUCGAUCAAUCGAGGCGGGAAGAGCAGCAAUCACAGCUCGGGCUUGCGCAAGCGGGGAAUACAACAUUGACUGGGCACUUUAGAAUGGAUACAUCUAAGCGAUUCAGAGGUCCUUGGGGUUAGGACGAUGCCAUACAUAC
Messenger RNA from Trichoderma asperellum CBS 433.97, 1176 nucleotides. RefSeq lists its product as uncharacterized. Gene Ontology annotation, biological process: ribosomal large subunit biogenesis. The record is from RefSeq and is a predicted model, not a curated record. Lineage: Eukaryota; Fungi; Ascomycota; Sordariomycetes; Hypocreales; Hypocreaceae. Gene Ontology annotation, cellular component: preribosome, large subunit precursor.